CAAAACCAGUAUAUCGGGCACCCGGCCCAAUUCAUUAUACCGAAUGUACAUAGUUCCCCGUGAGACUAAUCCCUUUUGACUAGGAGAAGCAGAGAAGAUGUAUGUUGUAGAAAGGACUAUUCGAAGUAUACAGACUGCUGCCAAUUGUCCACGUCUCACCAAAUUUGCUCUUCACCCUCCUAAGUUUGUAGAGGUGGAGUUUGACAAUGGUAAUCUGUAUAAUUUGUCAGCUGAGUAUUUGAGGAUAUAUAGCCCAGCUGUUGAUAGUAAGAUCAGAUCAGUUGGUGGUGAGAAGGUCAUAUCUGGGAGGCGACAUGUGGGAAUCAUGUCUGCUGAACCUAUUGGAAAUUAUGGGGUGAGGUUAUUGUUUGAUGACUUGCAUAAGACUGGCAUCUUCACGUGGGACUACCUCUACCAUCUUGGAAGCGACAAGUUCACUCUCAUGAGAAAUUACGUCAAAACUCUAAAGAAACAUGGACUGAGCCGGGAUCCUCCUAGAAGAAAGUGAUUUUUAAAACAACCCAUAAUCUUAUAUGUGGGUGAUGGUUAGAGGACACACACUCAAAGUGGCAGGACAAUGACCAGCCUUGUAAGUAGGCUAUGGUAAGGCAUGACGAUGACUAGUCCAUAUAUUGUCAUUUCUGCUGGCGAGUUUGUGGCAUAUUUUGAGCAAUGAAAUUCUGCUAUUUCAAAAGAAACUACAUUGCAAGGAAUAUGUAGUUGAAGAUCUUUAGCUUUAAACAAUUAUGAAAGAAAAGUCUAGGGUGUCAGAUGUUACAAAGACAAGCUUGACGGGACGAUAGAGAAAAAAAAUAUGGCAAGGAAUAUCCUCAUUUUUUGGGUCAUUCUCAAAUAUGCCAUAAAUUCUGAAAACUAUAAGUAAGAAAAGGGGAUUAGAAAUAGAUCUAAUUUGGUUUUUGAUACUCUCA
Messenger RNA from Nicotiana attenuata, 929 nucleotides. RefSeq lists its product as uncharacterized. The record is from RefSeq and is a predicted model, not a curated record. The transcript is spliced from 4 exons. Lineage: Eukaryota; Viridiplantae; Streptophyta; Magnoliopsida; Solanales; Solanaceae. Bases 98 to 508 code for a protein of 136 amino acids.